This is a messenger RNA of Didymodactylos carnosus, 170 nucleotides long. The record is from the annotation of a GenBank genome assembly. NCBI's taxonomy places the organism in Eukaryota, Metazoa, Rotifera, Eurotatoria, Philodinida, Philodinidae.
AUGACAAAACAACAAACACGAAAUUGGGCUGAUUGUCCUAUUGAUGAUUCUGUUGUUGAAACAUCAUCAUCAUCAAAUGUUAAGAAUAUUUUAACUAGUGAUGAUGUUGAUGAUAUUCAAUUUGUUUGUGAUAAAACGUCAAAAUUACCUACACCUUCACGUUUAAUGGG